Messenger RNA from Phyllopteryx taeniolatus (common seadragon), 4183 nucleotides. It is a transcript of the gene zbtb8b, whose product is annotated as zinc finger and BTB domain containing 8B. Bases 159 to 1703 code for a protein of 514 amino acids. The transcript has 5 exons. NCBI's taxonomy places the organism in Eukaryota, Metazoa, Chordata, Actinopteri, Syngnathiformes, Syngnathidae. Gene Ontology annotation, biological process: regulation of transcription by RNA polymerase II. The record is from RefSeq and is a predicted model, not a curated record. Gene Ontology annotation, molecular function: protein binding; DNA-binding transcription factor activity, RNA polymerase II-specific; RNA polymerase II cis-regulatory region sequence-specific DNA binding.
CAAUCAUGUAAUACAGGAAGCAUUUGUCUUUUUAGUACUUAAGGAAAAAAAAAACGCUGGAAAACAAUGGUAUUAGCAGUUUAAUGUUUCAAAGAACACCGCUCGUUACCAAGUUUUUUUUCGUCCAGGGUUUUGACGGAGCCCACUGAAAUUUAGUCAUGGAGGUGCCUUGCUACCUGCCCAAGCUGCUUUUCGAGCUCAACGAGCAGCGGAAGCGGGGCUACUUCUGUGACUGCAGCAUCCUCGUUGAGGGCCGCGUCUUCAAGGCCCACCGCAAUGUCCUGUUUGCGGGAAGCGGUUACUUUAGGGCUCUUUUGGUUCACUAUUUACAGGAUAGUGGACAGCGCCAAAGCACAGCAUCUUUAGACAUAGUUACGGCUGAUGCCUUCUCCAUCAUCCUGGACUUUCUCUACUCUGGCCGGUUGGCCUUGAGCAGCAGCAGUGUCAUCGAGGUGAUGUCAGCAGCCAGCUACUUGCAGAUGACCGACCUGGUGAACCUUUGCAAAAAAUACAUCAGCUCCUCUUUGGAAAUUUGCAACAAAGACAAGGAGGCCGUAAAAGAGGAGGAGACUCCAGGACAGGAAGGACGAUACAGACCUGCGGACAGCGGCACUCCUGCUGCAUCGAAGUCGAGUAGUGUUGGGGCAGAGGAGCCUCGUUCACAGGUUAUAGAAGCAGAUGGGGCAUCUAUAAAGCAAAUUCCAAGUCCUUUGUGCAUGCCCGGCAACACCCCUGCAGGUCCAAGCAGAGACAUGAACGGCGACUACCAUUCUGGUGCUGAAAGACCAAAAGCAAAAACAGAUCAGACUAAUCUCUCCUCGACUUCGUGUUCCGAUUUGACCCUAGAGUUAGUGAACCCCAAGAUAGAGUAUGACCCAGAUGAGGAGCUUUUGGAAUCUCCUGACAAUAAAGACAUGCCGUCAUAUCCCGGCCCCUCUGUUCCUCAUCAUAGCAGACAUGGCAUACUUCCCCCAAAUUUUAACACCGAGCGCUCCUCUGUGGGUUAUGGCUCUUCUUUUAGUGCCCGGCAACUGAUGGAGAUGCUGGCCAGGGGUGAAGGCCCUAACCCAAUGGUGGACCGAGGGAGCCAGCGCAUUACCCAAAGACCACCAGGUAGCAUCUUGGGAGUCAGCCGAAUGGAAGACAAUUUGGGUUUUGUUGGAUCAUCUGUAAUGGAAAUCCAAUCUGAUUGGAUUGGAGAGGACACAGGUGACAGCUUACUGGUUCCUGUCAAACUGCACAAGUGCCCCUUCUGUCCGUACACGGCCAAGCAGAAGGGAAUAAUGAAACGGCACCUUCGCUGUCACACAGGCGAAAGGCCUUUCCCCUGUCCCAUGUGUGGCAAGAGGUUCACAAGGCAGGAGCAUCUUCGCACCCACGCCCUGAGCGUCCAUAGGCAUGACUUGCCCGUGUCAUGCAAGAGCUGCAGGCGAAUCUUCUCCGGAUCCAGCGUAUCUCCGGGAUUCCGACGCUACGGCAUCUGCGACAGCUGCAACUGCGUGACCACCACUCACGUCGACUCCACCCCCCUGCUCGUGGCCGGCAAAGCGGACCCCACGGAACGUGAAGACGGGGGCACCGAUUGGGCCAGUUUCAUGGACGACGUGGACGAGGUGGAGGUUGGCAGAGUGGAAGACCUAGUGGAGAAACAGAUGCUUGAAAGGCAGCUGACUGCCUGUGAUGAUGUAGGUCACAAUAUGUGAAUUUUAUAGGUCUAUACAUAUUCCGCAAGAACAGAUCUUUUUUUUCCUCUCUCUCAGGGCUGUGAAAAUAGAACGACGUAUUAUUAUUUUUUUUAUUGCGGCACUGAUUUGGGAGUUCUCACUGCUUGUUCUUGACACAUUCUCUCGACUGAACUUUUUUCUCAUCUGGUGUCUGAGAAUUAAAGCGUGAGUGAUCAGAAAUUUUAAGUGGUUAAUGCAGAAUGUUAUUCUCGCUUUUUUUCCAAAGUGAUAGUUGUCAAACGAUGAAUAGUUUUGAUCAGCUAGUCGAGGCAGUGAGCAAGUACAAUGAUCUCUACAUGUUGUGUAAAGGCGUCUUUAUACUCCCGCGGUCAACAACGCCCGCAUUGCAUCACGUGACCGACGCCUUGGCCCGCGUGCCCACUAUGCGUCACUUGACGCUCACGGCAAAAAUUGUUGCUGCGCGUAGAAUGCCGCGGAGAUCAUCUCUCGUAAUUGGUCCAUUUUUAGUCACAUGCUGUGAUGACGUACUCAAUGUGCCCCCCGGUUCUACAUACUAUCUACGCUGCUGCCUUCUUGAUCGAUUUUGCAGCAUAAUUAAACGUAUAAUUUUUUCCACGGUCGCCAUUGUUCUUGCUUUGUUCCUUGUUACGGAAACGAAAGUAAAAAGAGCUACCAGAAAUGGCCAAAAAAUGCUGAGGAAACUCCAUCCUGUGGUGUCCUAGCCAAUACCAGCCGUAGCGAUACCCCCGACUUGGAGGUGAACUGCAGUACAUUUUCAAAACUGCGUACGUGGGUUGCGCUCGAAUAUAAAGGCAAACUGUGCACGUGAUAGCCGCAGUGACGUAAGCGUGGUCGCCGCCUGGAAUGAUUAUAAAGAAGCCUAAGGUAGCGCCUCCUGACCUUUGUUGAGCCAAGGCACGUAUUUCACAUUAGAAUAAAUCUCACACCAACAAACACAAAUGUCAAAAAGUGGCUAAAUAGGUCAAUUAUAGAAAUUCUUCAGUCUAAUGGAAGAACAUUUAUUCUGCCAGCCUGUCACUGUCUAUACCUGGAAUGCAUAGAUGACCAAAGAUACAGUAUUUUUUGGAAGAAUUAAAUGCAAUUGGAAAAUUUCCUGCUUCACACCUGAUGAUUUCUCAUGGCACACUGGUUGAGAAUCACUGGUGUAAGAGGAAUAUAAAGACACAAAUGGUGACUAAAUCAUGGAAUCCAGAAUAUUGUGCAUGCAGGAAAGCAUCUGUUGCAAAAAGCCCACUACUUAUUAGCGUGCGUCAUUAUUCACAAGGACUUCUCGUGAAGUGUCAAACGUCUUGGCCAGGACGAACUUUGCUCGUUCUUGCCACUAAAGACUUUCUUUGUUCUUGCGGUUUAUGUACAGGCCUUAAGUCAAAUGGACUGGACGAAAUUAUGAUUCAUCCUUGAUUUUCAUUAAUUGAUGUAUCUAAUACCAGAAAUGUCUCUUCGACUCAUGGAGACAUCCCUUGAUUUUAGGUUAGCUUUAGCGGGGUGCACAUUUUCAGCUUUUUAACAUCUUAACUGACUAGUAAAAUCAAUGCGAAAACUGACACACAAAGAAAAACUUGGCAGGUGUUUGCUUACUAUUCUUUACAGUGUGAUGACAAGAUGACCAACACAGCAGGCUACACACAAAAUCGCUGCUGCCAAUCACGAGUCUCCUCCACCAAACCAAGUGCAGCUUUGGGAUAGACAUAGACCAAUCACGAUCGCCUUUGCAUCCGCAAAGUUGUGAAGAGUACCAGUGUUGAUUAUAAUUGACUUAAUUGUAAUCCCACUUGAAACAAAAAGCAUAAAGUGGCCAUUUGUGGUGAUAGUAAUAAUUCAGCCUUGCAGACGAUACAUUUCGUUGACACGCGUCAAUGACGUGACAUCUUCUUUAGUCGACAUCUUCAUGAAAUAUUAUGUCAUCGAGGAACGAUGAUAACAAUCAUUGCUAUCUCCUGCCGCCUCGCUCCUCAAUGGAAUUUCUGGUGGGAGGGGCUAGCAUGUAAACAGGAACCUAGGAAGUUUCAAAUAUAGAAAUGAGAUGAGCCCGUAGUAGUUAUUGUAGUACUAUGUACAGACACUCAACACAACUAGUUGCUUCUCUGGUUGUUUCAGCAACAGUGUGAGGUCGCUUGUUGACCACGCACAUAAGGAUGUGCGGCCGUAAAUAUUGGGAAGCUUUAACAUUUAUGAUUGUCGGCCCUGGCCGUUUUCUGAGCAGAUCGGUAAGGAAAAAUCCCUCAUAAUACAGCCCACACCACAGGUUAAUCUUUUAGUGACAGCUGACAAUCAGGCCUUUUGCUGACUUUGAGCGAAAGAGGGAAAAUGCUUGAUUUAGAUCAGAUUAUCUGUAUUUGUGUACCUCGCUUUAGGUAGAUGCUUUAUUGAUUAAAUUGUGUGUGUUGUUUAGGCAAUGUUUUGUUCCCCCGCUCACUUCCGUGUCUUGUGUAUGCAUUUUAUAUACUGAAGAUUCAAUCCAAUGAUGACAAACUCUU